Messenger RNA from Megalopta genalis, 924 nucleotides. RefSeq names its product ribosomal silencing factor RsfS-like protein, 312 (gene RsfS312). Gene Ontology annotation, cellular component: mitochondrion. The record is from RefSeq and is a predicted model, not a curated record. Gene Ontology annotation, molecular function: ribosomal large subunit binding. Lineage: Eukaryota; Metazoa; Arthropoda; Insecta; Hymenoptera; Halictidae. Gene Ontology annotation, biological process: negative regulation of translation; negative regulation of ribosome biogenesis.
CAUACAUAUUACAUAUGUACUCUGCAAUUACUGUAAACAUAACCUUAGUUAGUACAUGUGCUACAAAGAUGCGAGGACGGUUACAAUCAUAUCUAUUGCAAUCAAGAAAAUUGCUUUUCGACUAUUGUAAACCUCGUGUAAAUAAUGUGAUUACAUAUUCCCAGUUGAAACAAGUACGACAAUUUUCAAUAAAAGAUGAUACAGAAUUUAACGGCACAGAUAACUUGAAGAAUAGUUCACGUAACCUACCAGGUUCCUUAAGUAACGCUUAUAAAGUUUUCGAUGACAAAGAUGCAGAAAUUAUACUGGAUGAAGAAGUUGAAAAAGAAACUAUCCAAUUGGAAGAUUUACAAUCUAAAGAGGAAUAUUAUGAUCCUUAUGAAGGAAUCAAUCUGGAACGUGGAGUUACUGGAGUAUAUGAAAUAGAAGAUUUAGUAUCAUUGUUGCAUAGAGAAAAUGCUAAGAAUAUCUUCGUGGCAUCGGUUCCUCCUGAAUUCUCGUAUGUUGAUUACAUAGUCAUAGUUACAGGUAUAUCGCAAAAACAUUCAACAGCCUUGGCUACUUUUGUACGUAAAGUAUAUAAAUUAAAAAAGUGUCAGACAGAUUUUAUGCCGAAGAUUGAAGGAGAAAAGUCAAAAGAUUGGGUAGCUCUGGAUUUAGGUAAUAUUGCUUUACACAUUUUUUCAAAGUCUGCAAGAAUAUUGUACGACUUGGAAACAUUAUGGACUGUUGGUCCUGAAUAUGAUAGUAACAAUAAAAAUGAUACAGAUGCAGAUAUUAUGGAGCAAUUUAAUCAAUUUUUGUCUGACAUGGAUCCUAUCGAUGAAAAUGAUACCAAAAAAAAAUAAGAAGAAAUAAAACUAUGUUAAGAGUUUUACAUUGUCAUUUUAAAUACAUAAAUAUAUAGCUGUCAUUUUAAAUAUA